AUGUCGUACCACUGCAGACCACGCGGCUUCUCGUUGCGGCUUCUCGUUGCGCCGCUUGACGCCGAAUCGAUGCAAACAACAGUGGUUCCCGCCGCCGGAUUCCCUGACUGGCUGGCGAGCCAACGUGCGACCAUCAAUUGGCAACGCCACCAGAGCAAGAGCUACAAGAGUAAAGCUCCUGACCGCAGGUCCACCCAUUCAACCGUCGAGUAGGUUUCCGCCGCGUUCGCAAACAGCGCGUUGUGCUCGAUGCCUAUGCUGACUGUUUUGUUGACUGUCCUUCCACCGCUGCUCCUCUCCACACAGAUCCCGACAAUCGUCGCGAACCAUCGCAAAGUCAGCCCAAGACUGGCCUGCGCGUUGGCCUCGAGAUAUUUCCCUUGGCUCAUGGUACCCUUCUAUCUGGCGUUUCAUGGGCUACGUAUCACGCGAUUACCACUAACAAUUACAUCGAGUCUUUGGCAUAA
Molecule: messenger RNA, 467 nt
Organism: Microbotryum saponariae
Lineage: Eukaryota; Fungi; Basidiomycota; Microbotryomycetes; Microbotryales; Microbotryaceae
Source: the annotation of a GenBank genome assembly